AUGAAUAGNAUUGACCAUUUCUUCUUCCUCAUGACUACACUAUCCGAGGUCGAGACUCCAGUCCCUGGUGGUGUCGACUCUCAAGACAUGGGCUUCGAGAAGUAUGGACUCCUCGAAGAAGACAAAUACAAGGACAAAAAGCGAACUUCGUCAGCAUCCGAGCCUGCCUACAUAUCUUCGAGUAUCCGCGCAACACUACGCCACUUGAAUGCCGAGGCGGGAGAUCUAAGCAUGUUCCGUGGUAUAGGAACUUCAUCAGCCGCCAUCCUGCUCUUGACUCCCAUGUAUCUCGCCGUCAGCUUUGUCUCUCACAGAAUUCCUUUGCUCAAGAAAAGCAACCGCGUCGCAGAGAAUUUCGCGCAGCACGUUGCGUCCCUCAUUGCGAUUCAGAUAACCGCCACCAUUCUGCACGUGUGCAUAUCCAAGCCCCGCUACAAGUUUUGGUUCCGUCGUAUGCCAAUGACAUGGUUCAAAGUGCUGCGCACAGCUUGGCUUGCUUCAUUAGUCGAUGGUCUGAGCGACGACGUUGUCGAAGCAGCCUUCUACUACCUCACACCCGCUGCAAAGUCCAAGUCUACUACACUUGACACAAGAAAUGAUCACCAAGUAUUCCAGCUCAGCAAUGGUCCACUGGUGAAGAUAAGCGUCGCUAUUAUCCUCUGGACUUGCAUCAAGUCUAUGUUACGCGCUCAGAUCAAGCCUCUAGUACGCUUGGUACUUUUGCGACCAUUUGAAGCAAUUCAAACUCGGGUCUUUGCCUCGAUGCUGAGAGACGACGAAGAUCCUGUCAUCCCAAUGGACCGCAGCUUCCAAGGCCGCCCUCAAUCCGGUGGGAUUCUACAACAACAAUCGCAACCCCUUGGUUUCAUCGAAGCCGCACGCACGAUCGACAAGCACACCUACAUUCGUCUGGUCAAGCUGAAGUUCAAGCUUCACGUCAUCAAACAGCUUGUCCAGUGGGCCUUCUGGACUCUGAUUUUCGCAGAAGUCAUUUACUUUGUUGGCCCUAGCGCUGUAUUAGUUGUGCUGAAGUUGAUUAGUGGCACUCCCAUCGUGCAAGCGGAUUUGGAUCGUGUGCAGGGUAAUGCGACGAGAAGGUUCUUGGACAACAUGAUUGCUGGUCCUGGUAACUUCACAUCCGAGUCUCUGAACAUGACGGUUACUACUCUCUCGCUUGAUCAAUAG
Messenger RNA from Aureobasidium vineae, 1185 nucleotides. Lineage: Eukaryota; Fungi; Ascomycota; Dothideomycetes; Dothideales; Saccotheciaceae. The record is from the annotation of a GenBank genome assembly.